Molecule: messenger RNA, 1067 nt
Organism: Capsicum annuum
Lineage: Eukaryota; Viridiplantae; Streptophyta; Magnoliopsida; Solanales; Solanaceae
Product: late embryogenesis abundant protein At3g53040
Exons: 2
Coding region: 94-918 (274 amino acids)
Source: RefSeq, a predicted model, not a curated record
CAUUUUCCGUAUGUAAACAAUAACUCUUAUCCAACUCCUGUAAACUGCAAGAAGUGUAUCAUCACACAGCAAGUGUAGUGUCAAUCAACAACAAUGGCAGCGAUGUCAAUCACCAAAAACGCCAUUUUGAACCUCUCAAAGGCACUUCCUCGAACCCCUUGUCUGUUCCUUCGCCGCAACGUUUCCUUCUUCAAGGCUCUGCCUCAAACCCCUUCACUCAUAAUUCGCCACAAAGUAUCUCGCGUCUGCUUCUCCUCUGAGGGAUACCAUGCAUCGGAAGAUUUUAAAAGAAAAGACUUUGAUAGAGGUGUUAAAGAAGAGAAAUCGCCUAUGAGGGAGAUGGCUGAUAAGACGAAAGACGAUAUGAAAGAGUCGAUGGACGAAACUAAGCGGACAGCCAAAGACAUGAAAGACAAAACAAAGCAAAGCGCUGAGAGCAUGAAGGACAAGACCAGCGACAUGACCAGUAAGGUAGCAGAUAAAGCAAAAGAAGGGAAAGACAAGGCAGCCGAAAUGGCACGCGACACUAAAGAGACAGCGAAAGAGCGAGCACACGACAUGAAGGAGAAGACUAAAGAGACUGCAGGGUCCAUGGCUGAUAAGACGAAAGAGUACACGCACGAUACGAAAGAGGCGACGAAAGAAGGGGCGAGCAAAGUUGCGGAGACGGCACAAGCAAUAGCUGAUAAAGCUAAGCAAGCAAUGCAGGAUGCUGUGGGAGCGGCGAAGGAAACUACUCAGAAGAUCAAGGAAACUGUUGUUGGUUCGGCUGAUGAUGACAAGAAGUCCGUUGAUGAUUAUAUGGAAGAUCACACGGGUAAAGCGAAUGAAGAUACAAGGGAGAAAACGAUGGAUGAAGAUGUCGUGGAGCUUAGGAGGCGUGCAGGGGGGUCUGGUCAUGAUCACAAGAAACAUUGAGACGUGAAAAGGCUAGUUGAAGUUUUAUUUAAAUAAAUUUAGUGAAAAGCUUUUUGCUAAUAUGAUGUUGAAACGUCUCGUCUCCUUCCUUUUGCAUAUAUUUGUAUACACGGGCAUCUAUCUGAUGAUUUUCUAGUUUUUUGUUUGUG